CAUAGUCAGAACCACACAUCCCCAAUUUAGUCACAGCUCCGAGAGACGGGGUAUUUUGCAACUUGAUACUCUGUAGCAUUGCUCUGGAUUAGCCCAUCGACACCAGCAGCAACCAAGUGUCUUUCUCAGCUUCGCUCUGAAGAUUCGUAGCUAUGUCGGGCUAUACAGAUGACGCCAUCAAUGCGAAGCUCGCAUCCCUUAACGAGACAACGGAAUCAAUCGUUUCCGUUUCUCAGUGGAUAUUGUUCUAUAGGAAAAAUGCCGAACGUACAGCACAAGUUUGGACGCAGAAAAUCAACACAUGCCAUUCGAGCAAGAAGCUCCCCCUCAUCUAUGUUGCCAACGAGGUAGUUCAACAAUCCAGGAUCAAGAAGAAAGAAGAGUUCAUCAGAGCUUUCGAACCACUCAUCGCCGAAGCCACCGUCACCGCCUUCAAGACCGCUACCCCUUCCAGCGCACAAGAGAAGAUCCGCCGCGUGGUCGAUGUCUGGCGCGACCGCCAAAUCUUCAGGCCCGACAUUCUGCAACAAAUAGAUGCCGGUAUGGCGUCGCGUGCGCCCAGCCGUAAGCAGGCGCUUGGUGGAUCGUUGUAUGCGAAUGCUUCGGUACCGCCCGAGCUGGCGUCUGUUGCUCCACUCGCAACGACCCUGCAGAAAGCAGACAGCUCGACGAAACCCGCUGUCGACGAAGCGAACCGUGACUAUGAGAAGCUCACGAACCCGAACAACGCGAUUCCCACCCCGCCUGUCCAUGCUGCUGGACUCGCUACCCUCGUCAAGAAGCUAGCUACUGCGGAAGGGGCAGUCGCUGAAAGUAUCAAAGCCCGUCAAGCGCUCAUAUCCGGACUCGAGAAGCUCCUCGACACCAACAAGGCGAAACUGAGCGCAGAGGAAGCGCAGGUCGCCGAGCUCCGCGCAAGAAAAUCGGCCAUCGAAGGCCGCAAGCGGGAAGUCGAAGAGGCGAUCCUGAAGGGCCUCAGUGUCGAGGACCAGCACGCCAUAUCGGCUGCUCCCCUCUCUGUCUCGGGGGGGUUUGGCACGAAUGCCGAGUCUUCCCUUCAGCGUCCCAAUAUCGAGGCUCUGACCCCUCCACCAGUCGAGUCUUUUACUCCCGUUGGAUCCCCUCAGCCUUUCGUCCCCAACGAUGUUCUGCCCGAACCAGCCGCUGAGCCAAUAGAACCAAUCGCUGUCCCUGCCCCACCGGGGACAACAGCGACCUCAACGGCUCCUGUCACGGGAAUUGGGUCUCCAAAGCCGCCGCAGGAUGUUGACCUCUCCGCCAAGAUCACCCAAGCAACGCCCGCCGGGGAUGGGAUGAACGGCGCUGUGGAAUAUCACGAUCGGUCUGCGAAGAAGAGGAAGCUUAGCCGGAGCCUGGGUGAGGAUGAGAUGGCGGCAUUUGAGGGGGAUAACGAGAUUCAGGGCCUGGAUGAGCGCAUGGGCAGUCUUAUUUGAGUUGUUGCGGCGGAUCUUUAUACUUCGAAAUUUCAUUAUAGGGCCAGGCCGUUGUGGUUGAUGCACCUUCGAGCCCACAUUUAGCUGUGCCAGUUGGGUUAACAUUGG
Westerdykella ornata is the source of this 1562-nucleotide messenger RNA. RefSeq names its product DUF618-domain-containing protein. The record is from RefSeq and is a predicted model, not a curated record. Gene Ontology annotation, molecular function: RNA polymerase II C-terminal domain binding. Gene Ontology annotation, cellular component: RNA polymerase II, holoenzyme. Gene Ontology annotation, biological process: mRNA 3'-end processing. Bases 153 to 1454 code for a protein of 433 amino acids. The transcript has 3 exons. NCBI's taxonomy places the organism in Eukaryota, Fungi, Ascomycota, Dothideomycetes, Pleosporales, Sporormiaceae.